AUGACAUGCCUCAACCUCCAUUCUCCAUUGUUUCUCAUGCAUGCAAAACUCAAAUUGCAGCAACAUCAUAUAGGAAUGGAGCAUACUACAAAACUACUCUGGGGUGAAGAACCAAGCAGGACUAAUCCACAUUGCAAGAACUUUUCUUCAGCUAGUAAUUCAUUAAGGACUAAGGCAAUUCCAGAUUUCAUUGUUGUUGCUGCUACUUCUCCGCCCAAACCCGGUGACCCGUCUACGUUUCUUCCAGUAAGUGCCCUGCUUAUAUCAGUAUACUUCAUAUCAAAUUUCGUAGUGCCGGAUAUUAUUACCAAAUAUUUUGGACUCGAUAAAGUAACCGAAGACAAGAAGGUUGAUGAUGCAGAGGAUAAAUAG
This is a messenger RNA of Vicia faba (fava bean), 372 nucleotides long. Lineage: Eukaryota; Viridiplantae; Streptophyta; Magnoliopsida; Fabales; Fabaceae. The record is from the annotation of a GenBank genome assembly.